AUGUCUCCCUCGACCCCCAAAAAACAGACCAGCAUAUCGUCGUUCUUCGUAGCAUCUCCAGUAGCUGCUGAUAAAGGCCACCAAAAACGGAGAGCAGUUUCUCCUAUUGAUUUGACAGGGGAUUCAUAUAAUUCAACGUCACCUCCUAGUACUAAGAGACCGAGAACCACCACCAGCAGCUUCUUCUCGAUUGCCGGGCCUUCUACACAAAGCACACAAGAUAUUGCGUCAAAUAUCGCUAUCCAGGAACGCGAUGGCAGGGCUACAGAACAAUGGCAAUUCGAUCCAAACGCACCUUCGCAGCCUACAGGCGUUCUUGAUGAGGAACAAAGAAAGCGUCAUGAACGGGCGAAACGUAUUCUCCUCGGUGACUCUGAGUUCUUCCGGAAAUCGAGCGAGGGUGUCCGUGACGUCAACCCCGAGGACGCCGAUGGUGAUGAAGGAGAUGACGGGGGUGGAAGAGCUGCUAGCAAUACGGCCGCAGAGCCCGGUUCAGAUGAAGCGUUCAAUGAGUUGAUGGAGAUGUUUGCAAAUUCUAAGGCAAAGCCGAUGAAGGGCAAACGCAAGGCUAUGGCCGCACCGAACACAAGAGUGAAGGUACAGGAAAUAGGACCCAGUGGCCUUGCAUACACGCCACUGGAACUUCAGAUACGAGACCUGAAGAGCAAACAUCCCGGUACCAUGCUCAUGAUUGAGGUAGGCUAUAAGUUUUACUUCUUUGGAGACGAUGCUCCGAUUGCGGCCAAAGAGCUCGGCAUGGUUUGCUUCCGCAAACGGAAUUUUAUGUGCGCCUUUGUACCUGCACAGAGGAAAGACAUAUAUCUGAAGAAGCUGCUCUCACAAGGCCAUAAAGUAGGCAUUGUGGAGCAAACCGAGACAGCGGCACUCAAGAAAGCUGGUGACAACAGGAACGAGCUCUUUUCACGCAAAUUGACGCAUUUAUAUACGGCAGCAACGUACAUCGAGGACCUCAACUCGGUGGACGACCUCGACCCAACCUUUGCACCACCCCUGAUGUGUGUGGUCGAACAGCUCAGGGGUGGCAUGGGUGCUGACGAACGAGUGCGCGUUGGAAUGGUGGUAAUCUCGCCCAGCACGGGAGACGUCGUAUGGGAUGAGUUUGACGAUAACCACAUGAGGACGGAGUUGGAGACAAGACUAGUGCAUACGAAGCCGUAUGAACUACUCCUUCCUGAAACACAACUGAGCAAAUAUAGUGAGAAGAUGAUUGCGCAUACAGUGGAAUACUCCAGCUCUGCUGAUAUCAUGACGGAACACCGGACUCGGAUAGAACGGUUCAAAGAUGACCUCACAUACACCGAGGCGUUCUCUAUGCUCACUAAGUUCUAUACCGAUAAGACCAAGACCGGCAUCGCAUCUGAGGGGUACAAUUCGGGCAGGUUGAUGGCUGCUGUAGCUGACUUCCCUAAACUCGUGGUGCUAGCUUUGGCACACGCGAUAAACUACUUGAUGGAUUUCAAUCUCCAAGAUUGUCUGCGGGAAACGAGGUUCUUCGCAAAAUUCACAGAGCGUACACACAUGCUGCUCAGUGGCAAUACUUUGGAACAUCUGGAGAUAUAUCGCAAUCAGACUGAUCGCACGACCAAGGGUUCGCUCAUUUGGAUUCUGGAUCAUACCUCGACGAAUUUCGGCGCGCGUAUGCUUCGCAGCUGGGUCGGAAGGCCGUUGGUUGACAAGAGGGCGCUACAGGACAGAAUCGAUGCAGUAGAGGAGGUCCUCGCUGAUGAGUCGCCCAAACUCACACAGUUGCGGGAGCUGUUGAGACGUCUGCCUGAUCUAGCAAAAGGCUUGUGUCGCAUUCAAUAUGGCAAGUGUACGCCGCAAGAGCUGGCAAAUCUCCUCCCCUCAUUCAGCAAAAUUGCGAACACAUUCCCUCCAAUUAUCAAUCCUGAAGGUCGGCCUUUCAAGUCGGAGUUGUUGAACGAUAUCGUGACCGCUCUGCCCAAAUUGAGGGAGCCUAUGAGGGAGUUGCUGGAUAGUGUCUCGCUUAAGAUGGCGAAGGAAGGCAAGAAGGAAGCCUUGUGGACCGAUCCCGACAAGUAUCCGGAUAUCGAUUCUCUCACCGCGUCAAUACAGGUGAUUGAGUCGGAGCUCGUGGAUGAGUUGAGGAACAUACGCAGGAGACUCAAAAAGCCAGCACUUUUGUACAGUACGUGGUUAGGAGAGGAAUACCUGGUUGAGAUCAAAAAGAACGAGAACCGGCAAGUGCCACACACGUGGCAAUUGAUAUCCAGUACGAAAACCCUCAGACGGUAUCGUACGCCUGAGGUCAGGGAGAAGGUGCAGCAGCGCGCACAGUUCAAGGAAGCCUUGGAUGCAGCGGCAAACAAAGCAUAUCAGUCCUUCCUCGGAGAGAUCUCACAGAAAUACUAUGCCCUUAUGCGAGAUGCAGUGAACAAGCUAGCUGUGGCUGACUGUCUGCUUAGCUUGGCGCGUGUGGCGCUGCAAGAGGGUUAUGUCAAGCCACAAUUCACUGAGGACGACACAUUAGAGAUAGUGGAAGGCAGACAUCCUAUGGUGGAAGUACUCCGAUCCGAACCAUUUGUUCCAAAUACAGUUCGUAUGGGAGCUGGACAUCCUGCGAGCAAGAUCAUUACUGGUCCUAAUAUGGGCGGCAAGAGCUCAGUCGUGAGGAUGAUCGCUAUCUGUGCAAUAGUGGCACAGAUUGGUUCGUAUGUCCCUGCUGUUUCCUUGAAAAUCGGUAUGCUAGACGGCAUACUGGUUAGAAUGGGCGCUUCGGACGAGCUCGCCCGCGGACGAUCAACGUUCAUGGUCGAGAUGCAGGAGACAAACGAAAUACUCCAAAACGCGACGCCCAAGUCGCUCGUCAUCCUGGACGAACUUGGGCGUGGUACUUCGACCAUCGACGGGAUGGCCAUUGCCGACGCCGUGCUACAGCAUCUGUUGCAAAACGUCAAAUGCAAGACGCUCUUCAUCACGCACUACCCUCAGGUGGCUUCCGAUGUACAGCGCAUGUUCCCAACUGCGGUUGAAAACGUACACAUGAGCUACACAGAAGACACGCGGAUUGACGGGACACGCGAAGUGACGUUCCUAUAUCGUCUCACGCCUGGUGUCACUACGGAGUCGUUCGGCGUGGAAUGUGCCCGUCUAGCUGGCGUAUCGGAGCCUAUACUGCGAGUUGCGUCCUCGCGCUCGGAAGAGAUGCGCCGUUUGAUGGAGGGACGUAUCAGGCGCAAUAAGUACGUGUGA
Molecule: messenger RNA, 3234 nt
Organism: Laetiporus sulphureus 93-53
Lineage: Eukaryota; Fungi; Basidiomycota; Agaricomycetes; Polyporales; Laetiporaceae
Exons: 19
Coding region: 1-3234 (1077 amino acids)
Biological process (GO): mismatch repair; mitotic recombination
Cellular component (GO): nucleus
Molecular function (GO): ATP binding; mismatched DNA binding; ATP-dependent DNA damage sensor activity
Source: RefSeq, a predicted model, not a curated record